AUGAACGACGACGACGAAAUACCAACUCUUAUCGAGCAUCCCGCUGACGACGCACAAGACUCUUCUUCUUCUUCAGCUAAAAAAGUCCCUCUUACGAUUAUCUGCGGCUUUCUUGGUGCUGGGAAAUCGACUCUGUUGCGACGAAUCCUGACUGAGCAACAUGGUUUUCGGAUUGCAGUGAUAAUGAACGAAUUUGGAGACACUGCAGACAUUGAAGCAAAAACCAUCAAUCUUGCCUCUGAAGGUCAAGAAAGCGAAGAAUUUCUCGAGCUCGCAAAUGGGUGUCUUUGUUGUAGCAUCAAAGAUACUGGCAUCGCUGCGAUUGAGAAGCUGAUGCAACGCAAAGGCGGAUUUGACCAUAUUCUGCUGGAGACUACCGGCCUGGCAGACCCCGGGCCGAUAGCGUCGCUUUUCUGGCACAAUGAAGAGUUCUCGACUGGACUAGGAAGAGACAUCGCCCUCGAUGGUGUGAUUUGUGUGGUUGAUGCAGUCUUUGGCCCACAGCAAAUGAGGGAAGAUAGCGCCACUUCAACAGCUGGAGAGAGUCUUCGUCAAAUUGCUGGCGCGGAUAUUUUAUUAUUGAACAAAGUUGAUCUUGCAAAACCAGAAUCGGUAGAAGAAACAGUCGAUGUUCUGCGGGGUUUGAAUCCCGCCGCGCCAGUAUACCGCACGAUUCGAGGUGAGGUAGAGAUCAAGAAGCUUCUUGGAGUUCACGCGUAUGCCGCGGCGCCCACCGUUAUUUCCGGCCAUGACCAUGACCAUCACGGAGACCACGUUCACGCACCAGAGCCAACCCACUACGAGUUGCGAGGCAUUUCCAGUCUGCUUGUCACAGUGCCAACUCUUUCUCAAACACAACUUGAUGGGUUGGAUGAAUGGGUCCGGACUGUGCUUUGGGAGCAACGCUUACCGGAAGUCACAACUUCAGAGAAUACCGAACUAUCGAUACUCCGCUGCAAAGGGCUUUUUGUGACGGAAUUUGGCUCACAAUAUGUGUUGCAAGGCGUGCGAAGUCUGUAUGAAAUGACGGUGGCCACUGAUGGCCUUGGUCUGCCUGACGCCGGCAAGUUGGUAUUGAUUGGGACAGGACUUAACGCCCGUGUUCGGGAGAGUCUUGUGAAAAUCUGGAGCCGAUAG
Mycena indigotica is the source of this 1137-nucleotide messenger RNA. RefSeq lists its product as uncharacterized. Lineage: Eukaryota; Fungi; Basidiomycota; Agaricomycetes; Agaricales; Mycenaceae. The record is from RefSeq and is a predicted model, not a curated record. Bases 1 to 1137 code for a protein of 378 amino acids. Gene Ontology annotation, cellular component: cytoplasm. The transcript is spliced from 5 exons.